Molecule: messenger RNA, 4623 nt
Organism: Plasmodium gallinaceum
Lineage: Eukaryota; Apicomplexa; Aconoidasida; Haemosporida; Plasmodiidae
Product: conserved Plasmodium protein, unknown function
Exons: 1
Coding region: 1-4623 (1540 amino acids)
Source: RefSeq, a predicted model, not a curated record
AUGAAAUUAUAUUUUGAGAAUUGCUUUUCUGAGAAUAUAUUAGAAAGUUCACUUUUUAAAAUUAAUAAAAAUCGUUUUAAUAGUGUGCAAAAAAAUAUUCCUUAUGAAGAAAAAUAUUUAAAUAAAAAGAAACAUUUUGAACAUUUAUUAGAUUUAAAAUUUUGUACAAUAAAAACUAGAAAUAUUGUAGCAGAUCCUAAUCAAUACAUUAGUAAUGAUAACGAUAAUUUAAAUAAUAAUGAAUUCUGUGUCUAUUUUAUAUUACGACAAUGGAGUAAAUUUGAAAACGAGUAUAAUAAAAACAAAGGUGAAAAUAAUAGUAAAAAAGUUAAAAGUUAUGUUGUAAUUGGUAAGCAUACACACAACAAUUUUAAAUGUUUUUAUGAGGAGUUUCAAGUUGAAAUUAUUAAUUAUAAUGUAGAAACUACUGGUUUCUUUAUACAAAUACAUGUGAAUAAAAAUCAGAAUAAAAUAUUUUUAUUAUCAAGCAAAGAAUGUGCUUUAAUCAGAAAUAAAUUAAUCAAAAAUAAUUUUGUUAGAGCAGAAUUACUUUUACAAAAUAAAGUUUUGAAUAUUUCUCCAAAAAGAAAAAUAAUUAAAGCAGAAUGGUAUAAUAAAUCAAAUAAUGUGAUAGCAUUAUUAACUUACGAAAAAAUUGCUUCAAUUAAACCAUAUAAUUGUAAUUUUAGGGCUAUAAUUAGAUUAAUUAAUACAAAUAGUCCAAUUAGUGAAGAAAUAAAAAUAAUUAUUCCAGAUUCUGAUAUUCUUCAAAAUAAAAUAAAUGAAGAUUUAAAUUAUUUAAAAAGUGAUAAUAUGGAAAUUAAAGAAAAAUUUGUUGAAAAAUCGGAUGAUGAUAAAAAUUGUAGUGAAUUUAAUAGUUUUCAUAAAAAUAAUGAUGCUAUUGAAAAUACAAGGGAAAGUGAAUAUGUUGAAAUUAUUGAAAAUAAUGAAUGUAAAGAAGGAAAAAACAAUCCAAUAAAUAAUGAGGUAAGUAAUUUUAAUGGAAAUUAUUUCGUUGAUAAAUAUAAUGAAAAUCGUUGUAACAUGAAUUAUACUAACAAUGUCAAUACUCUUAAAUACGUUGAAAAGAUAGAGAAUACAAGCAACAGUGAUCAUUUCAAUAUAGAGAAUUACAAUGAAAGUAAUUGUAAUGGCCAUCAUUAUAGUAAUAAUGACAAUUAUAAUGUUGCUAUUAAUGAUAGUAAUAAUAAUACCAAUAAUGAUAAUGAUUAUAAUGAUACUAAGAAUAGUGUUAAUAGUGAUAACAUUAAUAAUAACAUUAAUGUUAAUAAUAAUAAUAAUAAUAAUAACAUUAAUGUUAAUAAUAAUAAUAAUAAUAACAUUAAUGUUAAUAAUAAUAAUAAUAAUAAUAUUAAUGUUAAUAAUAAUAAUAACAUUAAUGUUAAUAAUAAUAAUAAUAGAAAUAAUACAAAAAUUAAAGAAAAAAUUUAUCAUUCCCAAAAUAGUGAAUAUAUUGAAACUUCUGACUCUAGUGAAAAUUGUGAUAUUUCUCUUAAAAAAAAAUAUAUAAGUGACGAAUUUGAUUCAAUAUUAAAUUAUUAUAAUGAUGAUUUAACAAAUAAUGAUUUUAAAGAAAAGUUUUUUUCUCAUAGUAUUGAUAAUAAAGUUAAAAGAUCUAUAUCAAAGAAGAAUAAAUAUAAAAAUUUAGUAGUAGACUUUUGCUUUGGUUCGAUUAGUGAAAAUAUAAUAUGGAUAGAAACAUGUUUAUUUUUGCUUUUUAAAAAUGGAUUAAUUUUAAUUUAUUCACCUAUUAUUACCAGAAAAUGUUACAUUAGUUAUUAUUUAUUACAUGAACUAAAUGAAAUCAAAAAAAGAAAAGAUAAAUGUUAUGAAUAUAAAGAAGAUUUUUUAGAAUAUUAUGACUAUUUCAAAAAUUGCUCAAUAAUAAAAUAUAGAAGUAAAUACGUGUGUAUGAAUUUUAAACAAAAAGAGGAAAAAAUUUAUUAUCUUCCUUAUGUUAUAAAUUGUCUAAAAAAUUCUUUUUAUAACAGUAUCAAUUUAAUAUAUUAUAAUAAUUUGGUAUUAAUUUGUAUUUGUGAUAAAUUUGGUUACAUUUCUUUUUUAUUAUUAAAUUAUUAUAUUACACCAUUUAUAUCUAUGGAUAGUAAAAACAAAAAUAAAAAUAUUUCAUCAUUAGAAGGAAAAAAGGAACAUUUUUUUAAUAUUUUUAAUAACAAUGAAAAUGUUAUUUUAAAAAAGAUGAAUUUAGAAAAAAUAAAGCAUUUAAUCAAUAAGGAAAAUUAUGAACAGUAUUAUAAUAAAUUAGGAAAUAAAUACCAAAUCAAUUACAUUUUAGAAAAAAUAGAUAAACAGAAUAUAAGAAAAUACAAAUAUAAAAAUAAAAUGGACAAAUAUAUUAAUAAAGAAAAACAACUUACAACUAAUGAUGAUAAAGUAGCAAAACCACUAAACCACAUACAAGAUAAAAAAAAAUCAUCUUUUAAAGAAAUGUUUGUACCAUAUAGCAACGAAACGUAUUCAAAUAAUAAAAAAUUUAUAGAUGAAAAACAUAAUGGAGAUGUUUUUUUAUCUUGUUAUGAGGAUUUGAAUGAAAUGGUUCAAAAUGAAAUGGAUUUCGAAAUUAAUAUUGAAUUCUAUUUAUUAAAUAUAUUAUUUUAUGAUUCGUAUUACACUGGAAUGAGCAAUGUACGAUCAAUAGUAUUAUGUAAUAACAAUUUGCUAUGUUUUAAUAAUAAUAAAAUUAUAAUAUUAAAUUUAAUUUGGCUAAAAUUGUUUCAUGUAGUAUUUUAUUUAUUGUACUUAAAAAAUUUUUUAUUAGCAAAAUUAAUAUAUGACUUUUGUAUAAAUAAUUUAUAUAUGAAGACAUCUAUUUUUAAAUCAAAAAUAAAUUUUUAUGAGUUUGAUUAUUACAAUUAUUUAUUAUUAGACUACACGAAACAGCUAUGUCAUCAUAACUUUGCAAAAUUAUUUAAAAUGGAAGAAAAGGUUUUAAAUGAUAAUUACAAAGAAAAAAAUUUUAACAUAUAUCAAUCAAAUUUAUUGUACAAUGUUGAAUAUGUUUUAUAUCCAGUAACUAUUGAAGAUGAAUAUACAAUGUUAGAUAAUAAUAUAAAGAGUGUGUAUUUUAUUUUUACUCAUUAUAUAAACUUAGAUUGCCAAAGGAAAGAAAAAUUAUUCAUGAAUGAGAGUAUUAACUAUUUUACAUGUGCUAUAUAUAAGAAAUUAUUCUUAAUAUACGAUUGUUUUAAGUUAAUUUUAUCAAGUAACACUGAUAAAAUAAAACGAAAGGAUAAAAAAACUGAAAUACAGUUAAUAGAAAAAAAAAAUUCUAAUCCAUUUUGCAUUUUAUCUAAGCAAACAAAACUUAGAAAUUAUAUAAUUAAUAGCAUAACCCUUAAUGAUGAAGAAAUGGAAAAUGAUAUAUACAAAAAUAUGUUUUCAUGUUAUAUGAAAUCUUUAUAUAGGGAUUAUAUUAGUGAGUUAUUUAAAAAAAACUCUAUAUAUUAUAAUAGAAAUUUGGAUAUCUUUAAUAUUUUAAAUUAUAGUGGAACUACUAAGAAAAAUAAUGUGAACAAUACAAUUUGUAAAAUAAAUGAUAAAACAUACACAAACUGUACUGAAAAACUCUUUAAAACAUCAAGUAAAAAAUGGUAUAAUUAUAAUAAUGAAAUCAACGAAUAUAAGAAUAGAAAAUAUGAAGAAAGUAAUGACAGUUCAAAUGGUGGGUAUGAAGAUAACGAUAACUCAGGAAUGGAUAGAAUAAACUACGAAAUAAAUAGUUGUAAAGAAAAUACAAAAGAUGAAAAUAUGGAAAAUGAAAGUUACAAAUAUAAUUCAAAAGAAAAUUAUAAUAUUGGCGAAUACACAUAUAUGUAUAAUAAUAAAAAUGAAACAAAUAAAGAAUUUAAUGGGGAUGAUAUAAUUCCUUCUAAUUUAAAUUAUGAAUUUAAAGAUUUUACGAAUAAAUUUCCAAAUGAAAAUUGUGAUUCCUCUAUACAAUUACUAAGAGAUACAUUUGUUAUAUUAGAUAAGAGCAUUAUUAACGAUAAAUUUAAAGAUAUAAAAAAAGAUAAAAAUAAGUUAAGUAAAGAAAUAAUAUUAAAAUUAAAAACAUUAGAUAAUAAUCAAAUAGAUUCGAACACAAUUAUAAAUGAUAUGAAGAAUUAUAUAUUAACUAGUGAUAAGGAAAAGUAUGAAAAUGUAGAAUGUAUUGAUCUAAUAAAAAAACUAAUAAAAAUUAAAAAUGAUUACAUAGAUGUGAAAGAUUAUUAUUUAAAAAAAAAUAAUAUAAAUAUAAAUAAUUCUUUUAACUCAAAGGAUCAAAUUGCUUCUUUAGAAAAUAUUUUAAAAUGUUAUUACUUCUUUUUAGGCCUGAAUUCAUAUUACGAAAAAAAAUUUAAAAAAAUAAAAAAUAAAAUAAUUAAAAUAAUGACAUAUAAAGUAAUUAAUUUAAUAGAAGUAAAUUCAAAUUUCCAAAAUACAAUUAAAAGUAUAAAUGAAAAAAAAUUAUCAUUAAAAAAAAAUAUAUAUAUGUGUAACGAAAAUCAAAAAUUAAUUAAAAAAAAAUUUAAUUUAUUAAAAAAAAGAAUUAUUCUAUAUAAUCAAUUAAAUAAUGAAAAUGUUAGAAAUAAACAAUUCUGA